This is a messenger RNA of Durotheca rogersii, 3070 nucleotides long. Its product is annotated as alpha/beta-hydrolase. The transcript has a single exon. Gene Ontology annotation, biological process: lipid metabolic process. The record is from RefSeq and is a predicted model, not a curated record. Lineage: Eukaryota; Fungi; Ascomycota; Sordariomycetes; Xylariales; Xylariaceae. Bases 466 to 2649 code for a protein of 727 amino acids.
CCUGCCAUCCCCCCCUCCCCCCCCUCCUCCCCUCCUCCAUUUCGUCGGUGGCGGCUGACCUCAUCUGUGUCUCUCCUAACCUCCCGGCCCUCUAGGCCUGUCCCUAACAAAGCCAUGGCGUAGUCUCAGGGUUGCUUGUGCCCCAAAUCAACUAAAUGUUAGUUAGUAGCUUACUAGACUCGCCCGCCCACCUACCUCAACCUUACGAUAUCGACUUGUCCUUUCCCCCUUUAACUAACUAUUUCUAUUCCUAUUUUAUUUCAUUUUAUUCUAUUUGGUCUUGUCAUCAUUGCCUCACCUCGUCUUCGUCACCUUCGGUGGUUCUCCUUGGUCUACACCCUAACGUCAAGAUCAGCAACCUAGAACCCGCGAGGGAACUCUAGGAACUGGCCCACCGUCCACUCCGAAACUACGGGCUCCGGUGUGUGAAUGCUGAAUCCGGCGGGCGUUCGUUGAGGUAUCGCGAUGGGUCAUCACGCCGAGUCGCUGCCCGCCGGCCCAGCUACUGCUGUUGCCCACACGGCCGUCGCAUUCGCCCACCAAUCCGAGAAGCUCUCGCUCGGGACGCCAGAGCACGCCGGGAAUUCGGACCAUCCGGGUGCUGUCGCAAUAGCGGCCCAGUUCGUGACACCGCAAGACCCCGUCAUCGUCACGGCCGACGGGAGCAGGUUACCUACGGUUCCGCUGGCCGAGGCGCACAAACUCAAUAUCCUAAAAGAGGAAUUGCACGGUCAUGUGUCUAACGAGGAGACGGCGGUAGCCGGCCAAACCUCCGGUACCGCGAGUCUCAUCACCGCCGAUAUCCCCGCGUCUCACCUGUCCCACGCCGAGAAGAAAGCACUGCGGAAAGCGUCCGACGGCUCUCUCCCGAGAUCGAUGCCGCCGACGAACACGCACCCGCUAUUCCCUCCCCUCCCCCUGUACGGGCCGCCGUCCCUGCUCCGGAACGUGCAAUGCUGGACUUUCCGGGCGUCAUCCUUCUUCCUCAGUGCCGCCUUCCUGGGCGUCGUCGUCCUCGGUGCCAUGUUCACCAACAUACCCAAGACGUGUAACAAGGCCUGGUUGCGUCUCACGUUCCGGAACCCCGACCGCCGGCGGCCCUUCUACGCCGAGGAGGUCCGGAGGCGGAACCUGCGGAAAGAACAGGAGAGGUCGUGGAAGAAGAGGAGCUCCCGGCGUCGGCCGUCCCCGGAUCAGGAGAGCACCUCGGGCGACGACGGCUUCGUCCCGACCGAGGGUGGGCCGGACCGCGUCGUGUGCGACGUCGGAUACUACGCGCGGAGGGUCGGCCUCGACGUCGAGGAAUUCCAGGUCCAGACCGAAGACGGGUUUAUCAUCGACCUGUGGCACGUCUACGACCCCCGCGAGCACGCCAAGCUGAGCGAGCAGGAGCGGUCCCACCGGGGCCCGGACGUGUUCACGGGGGACGUCAGGAGCCGGCAGCUCGCGGACCCGGACCAGAAGCCCAAGUUCCCCGUCCUCCUGAUGCACGGCCUGCUGCAGAGCGCGGGGGCGUAUUGCGUCAACGACGACGACUCGCUGGCCUUCUACCUGUGCAAGUCGGGGUACGACGUGUGGCUCGGCAACAACCGGUGCGGGUUCCGGCCCAAGCACGCGGUGCUGGACUACGCGGACCCGCGGAUGUGGUGCUGGAACAUCCGGCAGAUGGGCGUGUUCGACCUGCCGGCGCUCGUGUCGCGCGUGCUGUUCGAGACGGGGUUCGCCAAGGUCGGGCUCAUCUGCCACUCGCAGGGCACGACGGAGACGUUCGUCGCGCUCGCCAAGGAGCAGCGGCCGGAGCUCGGCGAGCGCCUCACCGUGUUCUGCGCGCUCGCGCCGGCGGCGUACGCGGGGCCGCUCAUCGGCAAGAUGUACUUCAAGUUCAUGCGCGUCAUCUCGCCGGCGCUCUUCCGGCUCAUGUUCGGCAUCCACGCCUUCAUCCCGCUCAUGAUGCGCAUGCACGGGAUCCUGCACACGGGCGUCUACGGCUGGCUCGGCUACACCGUCUUCUCCUUCCUCUUCGACUGGACCGACGCCCGCUGGGACCGCGGCCUACGCGACCGCAUGUUCCAGUUCGCGCCCGUCUACGUCAGCGCUGAGUCGAUGCGCUGGUGGCUCGGCCGCGAGUGCUUCGCGCGCCACAAGUGCAUCCUCGCCACCAAGGAGGAGUGGCACGACGAGGAGAAGGACGACGGCGCCGACGCGCCGGCGGCGGCGGAGGCGGACAACGGCAACAGCCACCGCCACCACCACCGGCAGCUGUCGGCGGAGCACCACCGGAGGAAACCGAAGGGGGCGACGGCCUGGUACAACGAGAAGGUCUGCCCAUUCGCGCUGUGGGUCGCGGGAAACGACCAGCUCGUGGACGGGGCGAGGCUGCUGCGGCGGUUCGAGAGGGGCCGCGAGCCACACGUCAAGGUGGUGCACAGCAAGACGAUCCCGGAGUACGAGCACCUGGAUGUGAUCUGGGCCAUAGACGCGGUGGACCAGGUGUUUAGCGAGGUACGGGAGGUGCUGUGGAAGACGUGCGACGCCCGGGACCGGUGCCGGACGCCCAAGGGCUGCGAAAACGUCGCCGUCUGGGUGCCGGGGGAGGUUCCCGCGGACACCGGGGUGGACCUCUACCAGUCAAGCAGUGAUUCGCAAUAGCCCUGUCUCCCGCUCCAGUAUAUACACUUCUCUUUUUUUUUUCCCCUGGGAAGUGUUCACCUGCCGGCUAAUAUCGGCCGGCGAGGACGACGAAGACGACGACGGCAUGAUCUGAGAUGUGAUGUAGAGGAUAUAAUUACAAUACCCCUAUAUAUAUGCACCUUGGGAGCGGUAGAGGAUUGGAGUCGUGGGAUGUGUACUGUUGCUAUCUGAUGAAUUUGGGCGCCCGUGGGGGAGCGACGGGCCUGGAGACUAUAUAACGGCGGUGCUCAAAAUACAUGUGUGCGUGUUAUUCCGUGUUUGGAUAUAAAUGAUGCCAAUAUUACACAGGCCGCUCCGACAAGACGUCGAUCACCUCUCUCACCCCGUGAAGACAACCUGUUGAGGGUGGAUAGCUCCGCGGAUAGACCUCGAUGUCGUC